Messenger RNA from Pocillopora verrucosa, 1339 nucleotides. RefSeq lists its product as uncharacterized. Lineage: Eukaryota; Metazoa; Cnidaria; Anthozoa; Scleractinia; Pocilloporidae. The record is from RefSeq and is a predicted model, not a curated record.
CGGAUCAUUCGUUUGCGUCUUUGUUACAAAAUCCUUUUGUUAUUGUUCUUUAACAAAAUAGAAACCACAGAUGUCUUGGUCUGCUCCAGAGGAUUGGUCUCGCUGGGAUCCAGAUACACUAAUGAUUUGUCCGUACGACGAAGCUCACAGAAUAAAAGCAAGGAGAUUUCAACACCAUCUGAUGAAGUGCAGGCAGAAUCAUCCCGAUAAAGACUUUGUUAACUGUCCUUUCAACGCUAAACAUGUCAUGCUAAGGCAUGAUGUUAGACAUCAUGUAAGCCGGUGUCCCGAUAGAUCUACCAUUGAGCAGUAUAAUUAUAAAGGAAGUGAAAAAGAUGAGGAUGGUUUUUACUUCAAAGGCAACACUUCAGUGCCAAGUUACCACAGAACAGAAGAAUUGCAACCAUCAACUGAAAACUGGGAUGAUCAGGAGGCAGAUCAUAGUCAACUGUUUCACAGAGUCGACAGAAUCCUUCCUAAGAAUGAGUCGUUUCAAUCGUCUGACUCCACAGCAGUUACUGAUAUUCAAAGGUUAAGUCCGGAGGAACGUGAGAAAUUCAAGCAACAAAUGAGAAGGGAAGCGCUAUUGAGAAGUUCAAGUUCAGAAGUGCAGCUCCCAUCAUCAUUGUACAAUUCUUCCCAAGGAUUAAGUUCGCAGGUAGAAAAUCGUGGACAGCGUUAUUCGGGCACAGACAAUCCCAUCUUUCGUCAUAGUCUCGAACAAAGUGUGACUGUUAGUUCUUCUCAACAGCAGGUUUUUCACGAUUCGGAUCUGCUUCGGAGAGGUCCUAUGGCAACCAGUAUUUCAACCCCAAAGAACCCAGUAUUUCAACACUGUCUCGACAAUAUGAAAGCGCAAUCUCGAUCGCUUCAUGAAAAUCCAGUGGUGUGCGAUAAGUCAAUUGAACAAUAUUCAAGACAGCUAGCUCAUGGUGAUAGUAACUCUGAAAGACCGGGCGUCGGAAAUAAAAGUUUUUCCUCCCAAGACACACGCAAAACCUCAUCCUCAUCCUCAUCGCUUACAAAUGCGAGCGAAGAACUCGAAAACGAAAUUCAAUCUAGACUUAAACUCGUUACAAACGAAAAACCAGAAUUUGCCCCAAUGAAUAAUGUUCGUGGACAGCCGACCUCGCCCAAAUCCACUGGCGUGAGUUCUACCCACUUGGCUGGAGUCGGUAGGGCCAGACUCCACGCGGAAGCUCGGAAGAAAAAUUUUGGCGGUGUUUCCUUCAGUCCUCCAAAGACGUCAGGUAUUGGGGCGGCCGGCUCUCCUCCGAUUGGAAGGGGCAGAGGCAUGUUGAGCUUCAUGUACUCAACCACAUAAAUUCCACUUAGCGGC